GGUGUGGCCAGUACCCUAGGCAUCGUCGACGAAGCAAGAUCCAAACAUGUUCCUCUUCUACGCAGUGAGCCUUGGGAUGAUCGUUCUGCUGGCUCAGCCCGGCCAUUCCACGACAAUCCACAGUAACUCCUUUGAUGCUAUCAAGGGAUGCCUCCAGUUCGACGAAGUUCCCGGUUACAACGAAACGCAGACGUACUUCGUUGUGGACAAGCUCCGUAACGUCGGUCGCACGCACAACUCGCGCUACAUCCGGAUGGGUGUUGUCGGCAAGAGCGAUGGACAUAUCCGCUUCGGACGAUCGCCCUACCCGUACGACGAAACCGUGAUCGAGAUUGUGCUUGCCGGCUGGUGGAACACGCAAAGUGUGUUCCGGCGACAGACUCGUCGGCGGGACCACUCGUUCGACAACGUGGUGCUGAAGGAAGCCAGCACGCCGCAGCUUUUGUCCCGCUCGGAGCCACUGGUGUUCCAGCUGGAGGUGUUCGACAACGGGCGGAUCCAGCUGACGAGGGAUGGAGAACGGCGUCCGUUUUUGGAGUAUGCCGAUAAUAGGGAAACGAUUCCUAUGGAUUAUAUUGCGUUCACCAGGUGGGAGGUGGAUAUGAUUUACUUUUACGACUGCCCGUUGUCAAACGACGCUGUAAAUCCCAUCGACGACACAGUUCUUUUGCGGUGUAGCUUAGCUUAAGAUGAUUAUUUUCCAUCAGACGUAAGGAUACGAUAAAAACGUCCGAGUUUAGAGGUGGUAGGCUUCAGUAGAUAAAAAAUAAAAUAAAUACCAAAAUAAACAUUGA
Anopheles coustani is the source of this 794-nucleotide messenger RNA. RefSeq lists its product as uncharacterized. Lineage: Eukaryota; Metazoa; Arthropoda; Insecta; Diptera; Culicidae. The record is from RefSeq and is a predicted model, not a curated record. The transcript is spliced from 2 exons. Bases 47 to 688 code for a protein of 213 amino acids.